AUGGUACCAAACUGUGAAACCUACAUUCGUUGCUCCUGGACCUUCCGGUUUAUCUGCCUGGCGCUACCGUUAAUCAUACACCUACGAGCCAGUAGUGCGCUCGAUUAUGUGCACGGUAAGCCGAGUUCCGUUGCCAUGGAGCCAGAUGUUACUUCCGCCAUUUUCAUCGUCAGUACAAGUCUGGCGCUUGGACGAAUUCUAGCGAGCAUUAUUCCAUUCUACGUCGACGAACAGCAGACGAUGACGUUGCAGGUACAAACCUUGCUAAUUUGUCUAACCUUGAUGCUUGCGAAUAUUGUGUUCUGUGAUUUGGCAUUGCGCUUAAUAUGGAUUCCAAUACAGUACGCGCUGUGGUGGUUGUGCAAGCACAAAAUAUUGACGCUAUUUGUGAAGGCAUUUUUAUUCUUUGUCAAAGAUUACGCACUGCUUCGUCCGUACUAUUUGAAGGCUUUGGCGGUUUCCGCAUCUAAGCGAGGCUUUCAUUUUUUACGGCUAGUGACGGUUUUGCAAAUUCUAAACUCAGUUCUUUUACGACUGGAGAGAUAUCCCAUGAAAACAGUUGUCGAAAGAAAUUCUCCAACACCAUCGUGUGAAGUGCCGGAAGGAACGCACGUAGCUAAUGUGCAGGAUAAAGACCUUAUAACAGAUCCAUCGAAUUAA
This is a messenger RNA of Anopheles moucheti, 660 nucleotides long. RefSeq lists its product as uncharacterized. The transcript is spliced from 4 exons. The record is from RefSeq and is a predicted model, not a curated record. NCBI's taxonomy places the organism in Eukaryota, Metazoa, Arthropoda, Insecta, Diptera, Culicidae. The coding region runs from base 1 to 660 and encodes 219 amino acids.